Molecule: messenger RNA, 1209 nt
Organism: Aspergillus aculeatinus CBS 121060
Lineage: Eukaryota; Fungi; Ascomycota; Eurotiomycetes; Eurotiales; Aspergillaceae
Product: aromatic prenyltransferase
Exons: 3
Coding region: 1-1209 (402 amino acids)
Biological process (GO): alkaloid metabolic process
Molecular function (GO): transferase activity, transferring alkyl or aryl (other than methyl) groups
Source: RefSeq, a predicted model, not a curated record
AUGGGCCGCCUCCUCCAGGUCGCACACUACCCUCUAUCGCAACAGUAUCAAUACGUCCUCUUCCUUCGCAAUCAGCUCGUACCCUUUUUAGGCCCGUACCCGCAUCAAUGGCGGAGCCUGCUAACCAUCACGGGCCACCCGUUCGAGAUGAGCCUCAAUUUCCAGGGCAAGGGCUCCGCGUCGACGUCGACCGUGCGUCUCACCAUGGAACCCAUUGGUCCGAUGACAGACACGGCCCAUGACCGCUUCAACCAAGUGGCGGCCGCGCAGAUCUCCGCCCAGAUGGCAGCACAGGGGCUGGGGGCCUUUGAUAUGGAGUUGCAUCGGCAGAUCAUGGGCUACUUCGCCAUCUCCGGCGAGGAGGAGCAACGGCUCGUGCGCGACUACGCAUUCACGCCCCACUCGGUGCAAGGCACCUACUGCAUGGGGUUUGAUUUCCUGUCGGCCGGCACGAUUGCAGCCAAGGGCUAUGCUUUCCUGGGCGUCCGGUGGAAACUCGCACCGGAGGCUCUGGGAGCAACCGUUCUUGAGUGUCUGGAACGCAUGCACGCGCGGACCGGAACCGGAAAUGUGGCUGCGGCGCGGAUGGCGGUCGAAUAUAUGGAGGUCGGCAAGCAUUUCACGGAGUUCAACUUUUUAGGGUGGGAUUAUACCGAUGCGGCGACGUCGAGGUUGAAGCUCUACGGGCUCUGUGGCGGCGAGGAGCCUCCUAGUCUGGAGAAGGCGGAGCAUGUGUGGACGCUGGGCGGGAAGGCGCAGGGGGAAUCGUGGUGCGAGAAGGGUCUGGAGCUGCUGCGUCGGCUGUGGGCGUACCUGGAGGAAGAUGACGAGGCGGGGAUUUGCUGCUGUGGGCGCCAUCUGGCUAGGGAUUCGGAAGAGGAGCAGGAAACCCACCGGCGGGAUUGUUUGGCCAGGCAGCUCCUCGUUCUGGCGUGGAAUUAUGAGACCCAUCCGGAUUGCGAGACCCCUCUCCCCAAGAUGUACCUGUCGUUGCAUCGCAAGAACGACUUGUUUGCGGCCAAGGCUCUGGCCCGGUUUUUCCGGUCACUCGGUUGGGAGGGUAAGGCAAACACUUACGUCGAUGACCUGCAGUAUGUCUUUGCGCAUGAGGAUCUGAGCCAAACCACUCGGAUCCACAGCAUCGCGUCUUUCGCGUACACGGAGGAGAAAGGGGCUUAUGUGAGCAUGUACUAUCAUUCCUCUCGCUAG